Molecule: messenger RNA, 3677 nt
Organism: Oncorhynchus mykiss (rainbow trout)
Lineage: Eukaryota; Metazoa; Chordata; Actinopteri; Salmoniformes; Salmonidae
Gene: dclk3
Product: doublecortin like kinase 3
Biological process (GO): intracellular signal transduction; protein phosphorylation
Molecular function (GO): ATP binding; protein kinase activity
Source: RefSeq, a predicted model, not a curated record
AUUACAUUUUAUUCAAUUAUAAUGAUAUGGUUGGCUUGGCUCCCACAUGUUCAGUUCUUCCUGGUUUCUUGAUGACAUCAUCUUUAUGCCUGGUCAGGUGACAUUGCUGUUGAAUCGUAGGAGCGUGGUCUCGUACGAGCAGCUUCUAUUGGACGUCUCCGAGGCGCUGGGGUUCCCUCGCUGGCACAGGGCCAGAGUCACACGCCUCUACACACCACACGCACGAGAGGUGCGAGGUGUGUGUGAUUUCUUCCGUGGCGAAGCAGCGUUCCUGGCAUUGGGAAAGUCUCGUCCAGAGCUCCGGAGUGUCGAGGAGGCCCUGGAGGAGCUGUUUCCACAACAUUCCUGUUACCGCAACGACGCACUCCAGGCCUGGGAGAGGAGGUUACAACCUUCACCUGAUAAAGCUGCCAAGGCCGACAGCGGAUACAGCGAGGGGACAGACAUACACACACACCCUGACAAGGAUACACACACAAGCCUCGACACGAACACACAGACAUACAGUGUUACAUACACACAGGGAUGCAACCUGGACACACACACACAUACGCACCAAGACACACUGACACAACCCAAUACACACCCCAAAACACUGACACACCACAAUACACACCCAAACAGGCACUCCACACACAAAAACAAACACCCAACUAGACAGCCCAUACACCCUAUUCACACACACCUCGACACGGAUGCGCACACACAUAGACACCCUAACACGCAUUCUAACCAACACUCCACACACCCCUCUCACCCCCCCAAUCACCUUCAGAGGGUUAAAGUGAAAGUUGCAGCCAGAGAGAUUCUCUCCUCACCGAUAGGUCCCCCCACCCAGGAGGAGGAGCCCCCUCCUCCACUCUGCAGGAACUGUAAGCCUUCUGAAGGACCCAAUCCGAGAGCAGGGAGGGCUCCACUUCCUCCCGUAACCAGGAAGCAAACAGGAAACGGACCAAACAACCAGGAAGUAGAGAAACAUCACGUCGGUCCCACCCCACUCCACACUGGACCAAUCUGCAGGCUUGAUGAGGAGUCCCUCAGCCAAUCAGAACCUUCAUCCUCAGAGUCUAAACAGGAAGAGGCGAGGACUAAACAGGAAGUGAUAUUUGACCUCCCAUCUGAUGGUAGUGAUGUCACCCUGUCAGACAUUGAGCGUUGCUAUGACAUUGGCCGCAUGGUCGGAGACGGGAACUUUGCUGUUGUGCACGAGUGUCAUCGGCGCAACAAUGGGGAAGCCUUCGCUGUGAAGAUUGUGGAGCACUCAAAGCUCAUUGGCCGAGAGCACAUGAUGCAGAAUGAGCUGAGCCUUCUGGGUAGCCUGUCACACCCCCGCGUGGUUCGCCUCUUCACACACCACCACACACACACACACUCCUAUCUCGUCAUGGAGAUGGUUGCCGGGGGCGACCUGUUUGAGGCAAUCGCGGUCCGUGGGAAGUUUCCAGAAGAGGAGGCAGGGCUGAUGGUGUGUGAUGUCAGCGAGGCUCUGAGAUACAUCCACAGCAAGACCAUAGUACAUAGAGAUCUGAAACCUGAAAACCUACUGGUGGAAUGCAGUAGUGAUGGCGUCAGUAGGUUGAAGCUGGGUGAUUUUGGUCUGGCCAUGGUUGUAACAGAACCCAUCUUCACUGUGUGUGGAACUCCCACCUAUGUCGCCCCGGAAAUCCUCUCAGAGACAGGGUAUGGUCUGCCAGUAGACCUGUGGGCAUUGGGAGUGAUACUGUACGUCCUUCUCUGUGGGUUCCCUCCGUUCCGGAGCAGAGACCGAGACCAAGGGGAGCUGUUCCAGAUGAUCAGAGAGGCUCACCUCACCUUCCUGUCACCUUACUGGGAUGACAUCUCAGACGGAGCGCGAGGCCUGGUGAGAGCCUUGCUGCAGGUGGAUCCAACAGAAAGACUGACGGCAGCUCAGACUCUUAUGCACCCCUGGAUUCAGACCACUACUGACCAGUACAGACCAACACAGACCACUACUGACCAGCACAGACCAACACAAAUCAGUACUGACCAGUACAGAACAACACAGAUCAGUACUGACCAGUACAGACCAACACAGAUCAGUACUGACCAGUACAGACCAACCCAGACCACUACUGACCAGUACAGACCAACACAGACCACUACUGACCAGUACAGACCAACACAGAUCAGUACUGACCAGCAGAGCCCAGCACAGCCGAGCAAAGGCAAACACAGACAUGAACCGAUCAGUGCAAACCAGCAGAGCCCAGCAAAGACCAGCACAGAACACUACAGACCAGUACAGAGUCCAACCACAGACCAGUCCCGACCAGCACAGACCGCUACAGAACACCACAGACCAGUACCAACCCCAGACCAACAGCGACCACCACAUCCAAUCCUCCCAGCGCACCACCCACCCACCCAGCCAGCCCCAUCUCCUCACUCCAGCACCCAGCCAGCCCCAUCUCCUCACUCCACCACCCAGCCAGCCCCAUCUCCUCACUCCAGCACCCAGCCAGCCCCAUCUCCUCACUCCAGCACCCAGCCAGCCCCAUCUCCUCACUCCACCACCCAGCCAGUCCCAUCUCCUCACUCCAGCACCCAGCCAGCCCCAUCUUCUCACUCCAGCACUCAGCCAGCCCCAUCUCCUCACUCCACCACCCAGCCAGCCCCAUCUCCUCACUCCAGCACCCAGCCAGUCCCAUCUCCUCACUUCACCACCCAACCAGCCCCAUCUCUUCACUCCAGCACCCAGCCAGCCCCAUCUCCUCACUCCACCACCCAACCAGCCCCAUCUCUUCACUCCAGCACCCAGCCAGCCCCAUCUCCUCACUCCACCACCCAGCCAGCCCCAUCUCCUCACUCCAGCACCCAGCCAGUCCCAUCUCCUCACUCCACCACCCAGCCAGCCCCAUCUCUUCACUCCACCACCCAGCCAGCCCCAUCUCCUUACUCCACCACCCAGCCAGCCCCAUCUCCUCACUCCAGCCCCAUCUCCUCACUCCACCACCCAGCCAGCCCCAUCUCCUCACUCCACCACCCAGCCAGUCCCAUCUCCUCACUCCAGCACCCAGCCAGCCCCAUCUCCUCACUCCACCCCCAAGCAGGACCCAUCAACUGCUCCCCAGCCCCCCGGCAGUAGCACCUCUCAACCGCCCCACCCAAUUUCCCCACCCUCCAUCCUAUCCACAGCAACAUCCAAACCCAGCUGCCACCCACCUGGCAGAACCCCUCAAUCUGCCCUCCCACUCCACCCAGUCUCCAUCCCUCCACUCACCCACCCACCCUGCCUCCCUCCCAACACCCACCCAUUCCCAGCCGAAUACCCACCCAGUCCCAGUCCCAGCACGCAGUGUCCCACCCCUCAACAGCAACACCCAAGCCCCACUUCCCCUCAACCCAUCCUCCUGAAUGAUGGGUUUCCUGAAACUUUAAACGCUUCUCCAGGAAUUGAAAAGAUCUGGUAUUCUGCACAGACCCUGUUCAGGAUUGUGUAUCUGGAACUCACCAAUUGUCAUACACUGAUGUUCAGUUCUAUUCCAAUAAAAUAGUCAUCAACAACUUUACCAUUUAGGUUGUAGUAUUUAGUUCAGUAGAUUAUCUAGCAUAACAGAUAACUCUAAUAGUUUCAAUACAUGUUUUUUUCUGACAAUGUGGUGUAUUACACACACUUCCCCUUUGUACUGCACUAACAAUAAAUAACUUUGAACUGA